GGAGACAAUUAGUAUCUUGUGUGACUCCCCGGCCGUUUUCAUCGACGGCACGUUCAAAGUAGUACCGCGAUUGUUCACGCAGUUGUACACUUUGCCCUCGUUCUACAAAGGGCAGAUGUUCCCCCUCGCGUUUUUCCUGCUCCCCGAUAAGGGGAAAGAAACCUAUUGUAGGAUGUUCCGAAUGUUGAAGGAUCACGCUUCUGCUAUAGGGAAAGUUUUCGCUCCUCUGACUUUCCAGCUGGACUUUGAGGUGGCCACUCUUCGCGCCAUCCAACACGAGUUCCCAUUGUCGGCAAUCAAAGGAUGUAACUUCCAUUUUAAUCAGUGUCUCUGGAGGAAGGUGCAAUCGUUGGGUCUCGUAUCGUUCUACAGCGAUCCCCUUGUCAAGAAGCUGAUCCGAUCUUGUUCGGCUCUCAGCCUGGUACCCUUGGAGAGGAUCGAUGACGCCUGGCCGGAGAUAGAUGCGGACUCUCCCCCAGCGGAACACCCGGCGCAUGAGCGCGUGGAGGCUUUUAAAACAUAUGUCAUCCAGAAUUGGCUCGAAAACGCCUCGGUGUUUCCACGUAGUAUGUGGAAUCACUUUGGCAAUUUUGGCGCGCGCACGACGAAUCACGUGGAGGCUUGGCACAGCGCCCUGAGCCGUACGAUCAGGAAGGAUCAUGUUAACAUUUUCGAGCUCAUAAAAUUCUUGAAAAAACAGGAAGACAAGGGAAAAGCGGACAGGCUUCUGCUCCGAGCCGGGCAAGCCCCGCCGAAGCUGUCGCCCAAGUAUAAGACCUUGAACGAGCGUUUGAUUCGUCUGACAGACGAACUCCCUGAGUGGCGAAAACCCUGA
Messenger RNA from Galendromus occidentalis (western predatory mite), 835 nucleotides. RefSeq lists its product as uncharacterized. The transcript has a single exon. Lineage: Eukaryota; Metazoa; Arthropoda; Arachnida; Mesostigmata; Phytoseiidae. The record is from RefSeq and is a predicted model, not a curated record. The annotation marks the transcript as partial.